UACGGUUUAUUUACUCUAUUUCUAGGCUAUAAUACCCUGUUAACUUGCUUGGAGUUCUAUUUUUACAAGUUUUCAACAAUUCCAUUACCUUGUGAUUUCCUUGCAGUUGAAGCAGCAGUAGGAGUUUGUUAUGGCCGUGUUGGUACAAACCUCCCACCACCUUCAGAAGCCAUCAAUCUCAUUAAAUCAAUUGGCGUUUCGAGAAUUAGGCUAUUCAAUCCAGAUCCAGAAGCAUUGCAACCAUUUGCCGGCACUGGAAUAGAGCUCUUGGUUGGAGUUCCCAAUGAAAUCCUCCCUACCCUAGCCAAUAGUCCUGUGACCAUCUCCAUGGAAUGGCUUCAAACCAAUAUUUUUGCCCAUGUUUCCCCUAAUCAAGUUAAAUAUUUAGCCGUUGGCAAUGAAAUCUUCCUUAAAGAUCCAUUUUACUCUCCUUAUAUAGUUCCUGCUAUUUCAAACCUUUACCAAGCUAUUCAAACAUUAGGUCUAGCUACCUCAAUUAAGCUUUCUUCUUCCCAUGCAUCUACCAUACUUUCCAAUUCAUACCCUCCAUCAUCUGGAGUUUUUAAUUCUACCAUCAGACCAUUUCUUCUUCCUUUUUUACAAUUUUUACGUGACACCAGCUCACCAUUAAUGGUGAAUGUGUACCCUUUUUUCGCCUAUAUAAAUAAUCCACAGUAUGUUUCUUUGGACCAUGCUCUAUUUAGGUCAUCAUAUGUAGAAUACGACCAGAACUUGGCUUAUGACAACAUGUUCGAUGCUUCCAUUGAUGCAUUUGUGUAUGCCAUGGAGAAGGAAGGGUUUGAGGGAAUUCCUGUGAUGGUAACAGAGACCGGUUGGCCGACUGCUGGAAUUGACGGUGCGAGCAUUGACAAUGCCUUGUCUUACAAUGGGAAUGUUGUGAGAAGAGCUUUGAACAAUGUAGGUACGCCUAAGAGGCCUGGAGUUGGCCUGGAUGUUUUCUUGUUUGAUUUGUUUGAUGAGAAUGGAAAGAGUGGAGAGGAGUUUGAGAGGCAUUUUGGGAUUUUUGGAGAUAAUGGAAUUAAGGCCUAUGACAUUAGGUUCAACUAA
Molecule: messenger RNA, 1068 nt
Organism: Nicotiana tabacum (common tobacco)
Lineage: Eukaryota; Viridiplantae; Streptophyta; Magnoliopsida; Solanales; Solanaceae
Product: glucan endo-1,3-beta-glucosidase-like
Biological process (GO): carbohydrate metabolic process
Molecular function (GO): hydrolase activity, hydrolyzing O-glycosyl compounds
Source: RefSeq, a predicted model, not a curated record